Molecule: messenger RNA, 615 nt
Organism: Gigantopelta aegis
Lineage: Eukaryota; Metazoa; Mollusca; Gastropoda; Neomphalida; Peltospiridae
Exons: 1
Coding region: 1-615 (204 amino acids)
Biological process (GO): DNA integration
Molecular function (GO): nucleic acid binding
Source: RefSeq, a predicted model, not a curated record
AUGGUUGGCCAAAAAACAAUUCUGAUUCCUCCUUUCGACCUUACUUCAAUCAUCGUGUGUCGUGAAGAACUGAGUGCUGUAGAUGGCUGUAUUCUCUGGGGGGCUAGAGUUGUGAUUCCCCCACCUGGACGCAAGUUAGUAUUAUCCCAACUUCAUGAUACUCACCCUGGGAUUUGUAAAAUGAAGAGUCUUGCUCGUCGUAUGUCUGGUGGCCAGGGAUGGACACUGAUAUCGUUACCACUGUUCAGCACUGUGACACUUGUCAACAACACAGACCGUCUCCCCAAAAAAGCUCCCCUUCAUCCAUGGGAAUGGCCUUCACGCCCAUGGUCCAGAGUGCACAUUGACCACACGGGUCCAUUUCAAGGGAAGCUUUUCCUAGUACUAGUGGACGCGCAUUCCAAGUGGAUAGAGGUACAUAUAGUUCCCUCUACAUCAGCUGCAUCGACUAUUGCCAAAUUACGACACAUCUUCGCUACAUUUGGUCUCCCGGAGCAAAUUGUGUCAGAUAAUGGUUCCGGCUUUACUAGUGUAGAGUUCCAGCAAUUUUUAGCGGCCAAUGGAAUAAAAACCAAGUCCUCACAUCGCCAUACCACCCAUUGUCCAAUGGACUAG